Opisthorchis viverrini is the source of this 2083-nucleotide messenger RNA. RefSeq lists its product as hypothetical. Gene Ontology annotation, molecular function: protein binding. The coding region runs from base 76 to 2076 and encodes 666 amino acids. Lineage: Eukaryota; Metazoa; Platyhelminthes; Trematoda; Opisthorchiida; Opisthorchiidae. The transcript has 12 exons. The record is from RefSeq and is a predicted model, not a curated record.
GAACCGGAAGUCAUACAUCUGAUGGACCAUCUUAUCUAGAGGAAUAGCUGUUUCACCUGACUUAAACACGGCGCAAUGGAGCAUAUUGAAUCACCUGGAGUAACAGAAAAUGAAGCAAGCCAACCGGUGGAAAACGGAACAGUGACUGAUGCUCUGGGAGCAAACAAUGAGGAUGACGUUUCAGGAGACUCCUUCCGACAGAAGUUGACCACCCUGCAUUCGAUAAACUUAAAAUUUCCCAACAUUCAGACAGGCUCUGCGGACAGUUUGGCAGAUAGCAGCUUGGAAGGUCUGGCGCAUCAAGACCUCGACUCCGAUGGACACCGUGUACAUCAGCUACUUGCUAUGAACCGACUACGUGAAGACCAAAAGUACUGCGAUUUGGUAGUUCGGUGCGGUCAGCAUCAAUUUCCGGCUCACUCUAAUAUCCUGGCCGCCAGUUCAGAAUAUUUCGAUAAACUGUUGUCCGAAAGCAAGUCUUCCACGGUUCCGCGGGUCGUUGAAAUUCAGGGCGUGGAUGAGACCGUGUUCGCGGAUUUGAUCAACUUCAUCUACACGGGCAAGCUUCGAAUAACCACGGACAGAGUGCAAAAUCUGAUGAUUGGUGCCCACAUAUUGCAGCUGGAUGAAGUGCUCGUAGAUGGCGGUCAAUUUCUAAUCGAGCGCCUGCAUCCAACCAACUGGGUGGACAUUCUUCGGUUUGCAGACUUGCUCAAGAAUGAAAAGUUGGUGGAAGCAUGCAAAAGCUUUUCCAAAGAUCACCUGAACGAAGUGCUCGAAGAAGGUGAACAACUCGGUAUGCUCAACUUGGAACAAUUCACUGAACUCAUAUCGACCCCAAACAUUUCUGAAGAGCAACGUUUCAAUGCGAUUCGGUCCUGGGUCUCCUGUGAUCCGACCAAUCGAGAACAAUCGGCUCCGGAACUGUGCAAAUUCGUUCACAUACCGGGACUACCACGAAAUUGUCUUCAGCAGUUGUACGAUACAAAGGAACAAUGGAAAAACACAUCGUGGUUGAGUGAAUUUCUGUUGGAAGCUCUUAACAGCCCUGUGAUUGGUCAAUCCAAACGAACCACGUACCAGCCGUUCUCAAGUGGCAAGGAGGGCCUCCUUCUCGUGUUUGAUGGCCACGAAGAGUACAUCCAGGUUUAUGACAUACAAACGCAAGAAUGGAAACCUACUGCCGAGGAACGCGACAAUCAGCAGCCCGAUACCGCUAGGCAAAACAUGGUCCCAGACUUGCCGGAAAAGCGAGAGGGCUGUGCAGCGGUUGUGUUCAACGGGUUGGUCUACGUUCUGGGUGGCCGCACACCAGGAAUCACAUUUUCCGUGCUCAUUUUGGAUCCGGUUCAACAGAGCUGGAAAGACGGUCCUCCGAUGGACACCCCGCGGUGGUGUCUUGGGGCGGCUGUGCUCGGAGGCAAGAUAUACGCAGUUGGAGGCAGUGAUCCCUUCGUUUAUGGGGAAAUUAACCUGAUUCGUCUUAAAUUUGAAGCAAGCUCCGCCUUGAACAGCGUUGAAGUCCUGGAUCCAUCCUCUGACUGUUGGCUCCCUAUAAGUCCGAUGUCUUGCUGCCGAUCGUCGUUGGGCGUCGCAACAGUGCGUGGCAAACUGUACGCUGUCGGUGGAUACAAUACCAGUGGUCCCAUUUGGACUGUAAAUUGCUUGUCUUCUGCUGAGAGCUACGAUCCCGAGACGGACACCUGGACAGCGAUUGCCUCCAUGAAUUUUCCACGCUAUGGUUUGAGGGCUUGUGAACUGAAUGGCCGGCUGUAUGCGGUGGGUGGUGCCCCUGAUCUUGUGCAGACGCUUAAUUUGGUUGAAGUUUACAACUUGGACACGAAUUCUUGGCAUCGUGCGGCUGCAAUGAUAGAAAAUCGUAGCCAGUUCGGUCUUGCGGUGAAUGAGGGCUUUCUGUAUGCGAUCGGUGGAUAUGAUGGGAAGGCUUCCCUUGGAAGUAUUGAGUGCUACGAUGCAUCGAACAAUAAGUGGUCACUGUUGCCACAGUGUGCACUGCACGUUACUCAUCCCAUUUCUGCAGUGUUUAUUGACCCUGUAACUGCAAAUAAAAACUGAUGUCAAC